GCGUGCGUCAGUGUGUGUGAGAGUGUGCUAAAUGCAAAAAUUGUGCAUUAUUUUGCAAAUUAAAACUACGACGCGUGCGUUUGUCGUGUGAUGAUAUGCCACUUAAACAGCAGCUUGAACCGUCAUCUGUGCGGAUAUCAGUAUCCCUGCCUUGGGAUGCUGCCCAAAGGUUACGCCAAUUGGCCGCCGAUGGUAAUCCCACUCUGCGUGCCCUUGGCAUUUUGUCUGUGCAACCUGAAGGCGAUUCUGUGAUAACUUUAAAAGUUGCUGGACAAGAAAUACAAUUAACUAAGGAUAAAACAAAUGAAGUAGGUGUCGUUAUCGGUGGUGGUAGCAGUGGAGCAAUUGAGGCGGCUGGCACGUCUGCAGUUCCAAAGGCGGUACAAAAUUUCGAUGGCCCCAGUACUAGUAAGGCGGCCUCCGUAUUUUUGCAACAGCAACAACAAAAGAUCGUGCAACUGCCGCCAAAUGUGGCCGCAAAUGAAGCAAUCUCAAUUCAACACCAAACGCAGCAGCUGCAGCAGUUGCAGAGGCGACCACCGCCGCCUACGCCGCCUGUUUUCAAGUCACCGAAUACUGUUUGUCCCAUGGAGGGCAAGGUGCCGCUGCUCCCAGGUACGUCACAAGUACCAAAGGAUUUCCCCUUCGAGAGCAUGCGACAGGCUCGUGUCCUCCAGGGCAGAGAAACAUCGUCGGCAUCAGCGUCGUCACCCAGUAGCGCAAACUCUGCACUGGGACCGCCUUUGGCACCUCCUCCACCGCCGCCAAAUGUGACGUUGAAGGUGUUAAAGAAUUCCCCGCCCACAACACCGCCACAACUGGGCAUAAGUCCGGGUCCAGGUGCAGGUCCUGGUCCUGGUCCUGGUCUGGUUCCAGCGGGGUUAGGGCAAAAAUCUCAAUUUAUACAACCGCCACCGCCGCCAUAUCCCGGACUAGGAGCAGCAGGAGUAUCAGCUGUGGCAUCAUCGGCACCAACAACGCCAACUGCCAUGAGCUCACCGAAACAGCUGCCGCCACAACAUCAACAUUCUCAUCCGCCUCCACCGCCCCCGCCCACGGCCACAUCAACGGGCAGCAAUAAUAUAGCCAUAUCGUCGCCACUGUUGGUCAAUCUUCUACAGAACGAUGGCCAUGCCAUGACCAAUCAAAUGAAGUCACCCCAACAGCAGCCACAAUCGUCGCCGCUUAUACAGAUGAUGAGUCCCAGUGGACCGCAAAUAAUGAAUUCACCCAUGCGAUCAUCAGGUCCCACAACGCCAAAUGAUUUUAUGGGCAUGUCGGGAGAUGUGUUAAGUCCAGUGGUGCCAGCCUCACCUACAACUCCACAGCCAGUUGUGAUGAGGAGUAUACAACAACAACAACAGGCCAUGCUCAGUCCCAGCAAUGGCAAUGGGCAUCCAAUGUUUGCUCAACAGCAACAGACAUUAACAACUUCUGUGCCUGGACCAAUGCCUCCUCAGCAUCGUUUUCAGCAACAGCAGCAACAACAACAGGUGGUCCUGCGUCAGCAACAAUUGCAACGUCAGCAAUUGCAGGGAAUGCAACCUCGAUUUAUACAACCCACAAAUCAAUUGCAACCACAGCCUCAGCCCCAACAGCAAUUUCAACAAUCUGCACCUGAUUGUUUCAACAACAGUAACAUGGGUCUGAAUAUGUUGCAGCAGCAGCAGCAACAACAACAGCUGAGGCAACAGCAACAAAUGCGUGGUCUUGCUCCACCGCCGCCCCAUCCUCAACAGCAGCCGCAGCAGCGAAUGAUGACUUUGCCCAUGUCCCAGGCCUCGCCUCAGGGACAGCAACAGUUUAUUGGUGGUGCCUCACCGCUUGCCGCUCAUUCACCUGCUUCUAGCCAUCAUUCGUCAGCAAUGUUGAGUCCAUUGAUGGUCAACCAUCAACAGCAGCAGCAGCAACAACAACAGCAACCGCAGACGCAACAACAUCAUCAUCCUGCUACCACGGAACAACAUCAUGUACCUGCAGUGCCACCGCCAGACUAUAAUCAGGCGGCGGCCAAUUCACGUUGGCCAGCUCUUAAUAAGCCCAUGGAUUCGGCGACAAAAAGCAGUUUUCAAGAGUUUGCGCGUUAUCAAAUGCAAUAUAAUCUCCAGCAAGAGCAACAGCAAUUACCAACGUUGCCGCCUCCACCUCAUCAGCAGCAGCAGCAACAACAACAACCACAACAACAACAACAACAGCAGCAGCAGCAGCAACAACAAUUGCUGCAGUCACAACAACAACAGGUGGUGGUGGCAACGGCAACGUCUCAGGUUGUGGAUCCUUUGAUAUCGCUCUCUGAUUUAGAUGCCUUAACCACCAACGAUUUGGAUGCCCUACUGCCAACACUGAACUGUGAUCUGGAAUCGACGCUUAGUCUAGAAGAUAAAAACGAACUCGAAUCGUUGUUGCAGGAUGCCAAGGAUUUGGAUUUGGAUUUAAUUGAAGACAAUCUAUCGGCUGUGGGAAUGGAUGUGGGUGAUGCAUUGAGUACGCUGCAAGACGAACAGCAACCACAGCAGCAGCAGCAACAAAUAGUAACGUAUCAGCAGCAGCAGCAACAACAACAAUUGCAUCAACAACAGAUAUUGAUUCAACAGCAGCAACAACAACAACAACAACAACAGAGGCAACAGCAACAAAUCCAGCGGCAACAGCAACAACAACAACAGCAACAACAAAUGCAAAGACAAAUGCAAAUGCAACAGCAGCAACAAUUCCAAAUGCGCCAACAACAACAACAUCAAUUGCCAAUGCAACAGCAGCAGCCACAUAUAAAUCUGCAACAACAACAACAAUUAACUAUACAACAGCAGCAACAAAUAAGUCGUCAACAGCAACAGCAGCAGCAACAGCAACAACAUCCCACACAGCACAAGCAAUUUAUUAUUAAUCCUCAUACUGGUGAUAUGGAACCUAUGGCUAGUGAUGAUAGUGAUACAGAGGCCGAGCAGGAAACGGCCCAAUUGCAAUUACAGCAGUCGCAAUUUCGAACGACAAACAGCAGCAGCAGCGGCGGCAUCAACAACACGAGCAGCUUUAAUUUCAAUCCCGCCAACGAUAUGCCCAUGUUACCAACAAAUAUAUUCUCUGAAGAGGAUUCUAAUUCGGCGCAGCAAUUGUUGCCGCUGGCUGGCAGCAGCGAUCAAGAGCGUUCUAGGGAUUCUUUAGCCUCGAAUAAAUCCGCAACAGCGAGAUCAAGAAAAACACCAACAACCAUUCCUCUGCCAUUGCCUGUACAAAUGGUGGUGAAUCAAGGUGAAAAUUCACCACGCUCUAGUAAUAGUUCACCACAAUCGGUUGGAGGCGGAGCGAUGACAUCGUCAUCGACCUCGACAGUGAACAAAAAGGCCAAACCGAAUCUAUUGAGAGAGAAGUUGCAACAGGGAGUGGUGGCCAAGCCCAAAAGAGAACGGGCCAAAGGCAAUGCCAAGGCCAAGACAGCGGCGGCAGAAGAAAAAAUUAAAUUGCGUCUCAAAUUGGACACAAAUAAUAUGAUGGAAACGGCAACAGGAAUGCAACCUGGAAGUGGCGGUCAAUUUAAUAAUCAUCUUAUUAUCAAUCACCAGCAGCAGCAGACUCAAAUGAUGACAUUACACAACCAGCAGCCGCUGCAGCAGCAGCAGCCUCAAACUGUCUAUAGUAAUUUCCAGCCUCAGAUGCAGCAGCAACAACAAAACCAACAGGAACAACAACAACAAUCAGUGGGUCUAAAUGAACCCCGCGUUCCGCCUUUACAAAUACGCUUGCGUGGGAAAAAUUCCGUGGUUGUUAAAAAUACGCGUAAAGAGCGUAAAAAGUUGCAGACGCCAAAUAAUCCGAAUCCAUUGGAUACAGAUGAGACAAAAACCUUAAAACGUGUCUAUAGCGAGCAACAAAAUCUCGGUAUUACCAAUGAGUUGGGCGAACAAAAGCAGGUUAAGCUAACAGCCGGAGCAGCAACAGUUGUGCCCACAACAACAACAACAGCUCAAUUUAAUGGCCUACCCAUACUCAUACAGAAGACGACAACAAAUGCUGCUGCUGCCAGUGGUCUGCCAUCAUCUGCAGCAUCAACGAAUACGACAAAAACAACAACUAUAGUGGCGGGAAAAAAUGGUUUAACAAUCAGCGCCAUUGUAGAAGCGGCGCAUAAGGCACAGGCUCAAGCGCAGGCACAGGCACAGCAAGUGCAUCCUUCAACGGAUGGACAAAUUAUUGUUGGGUCAACAAAUACCGGUAUAACGCCAACAACACCAACAACAUUGCAGCAACAACAAUUGAGUAAAAUAGCCACAAGUUUGCCUAGUAGCAUAACAUUAAGUGCCAUUAGCACAGCCAAUAGUAACACAACAACCACCAAUAACAACAACAACAACAAUAAUAAUAAUAACAAUAAUAACAAUUUAGCAAAUGCCAGCAAUAAUAAUAACAAUAAUAACAACAAUCGCUUGAUUACCAUGAAAAAUCAACCAAUUAAGACUGCGGCAACCAUAACGCCCAUUGUGGGUGGCAAGCCGAUGACAAAAAACCAUAAGCCGCCGCCAUAUAUAACAGCAGUGCAACAGUUGCAAUUGCAAAAACAACAACAGCAGCAACAGCAGCAGCAGCAACAACAACAACAACAACAACAACAGCAACAACAACAACAGCGACAACUGGCGGCGGCCGUAACCAUGUUGCCCAGUGCAACAACAUUAAAACGUGUAGAGAUUACCAAGCCAGCGGCAGCAGCAGCCACGGCAACAGUUGCAAUUGCAGAAGCAGCCAUACCAACAACAGUAACAACACCAACACCAACGGUGGCGGCAACAGCAGCAGCAACCACAGCAACAACUCAGCUAAUUUGUGAUAGAAAAUUGCCAGCAGCAACAACAGCGACACCAACAACAACAGCAGCAGCGGGCGGAGCAGCAGCAGUAACAGCAGCAUCAUCGCCGGCAGCAAUGGCGGCGGCUACGUUACGUAAUUCACCAGCUAGCAAUGGUCAAAAUGGUGCUGGCGAAGAUAGCGGCAUAGAAUCCAUGGAUGCUCUAUCCGAGAAGAGUCCACAUCAAUUGGCCUCAAGUUCUCCCAUACAAGUAAGCAGGCCGGCAACAACAACAACAGCAACAGCAGCUAUGCCACCCUCAACAACAAAUGCAGUAGCAGCGGCAGCAACAAGUCAAUCAAUGGCAGCAAUUACACAAACAACAACAACAACUAUCAGCAGCAGCAAUAGCAACAGCAAUUCACAACAACAUCAGGCGACAGUAGCUGCAUCAACCGCCACCGCCGCCGUCGCCAAUGAUGAUGACAUUAAAAAGGCCCUAUCAAAAAUGGAUAAUGAUUUUCCUGUUGAUCUGGAAGAUAUUGUGGCUAGUGUAUUGAAAGAGGCAUCGGCGGCAUCUGCAGCCGCAGCAGCAGCAGCGCGAGCAACUGAAAAAAUGAAUGGCGAACAUCAUAAUAUACUCGAAAAUGAAAACGAUCUCAAUAAGAAACUUACAGAUAAUAACACAAACACAAAAGCAACAACAGCAGCAACGACGACAGUGCCAAUAAAAUCUGAAACUAAAAUAAAAGUGGAAAAAUUAAAAAUGGUCGAAGAUCUGCCGCCACUUUUAAGCCUAAAGAAAGAUGCUGUGACAACAAAAUUGCCGACAAAUGCUGCCGCUUCCGUUGCUGUUCAAAUAAAAGUUGAAACCAAAAUUGUUGACGCUGUGAAAGAGGAAAAAGGAGUCACAGCAGAUAUGGUUGAUCAUGAUGAUGAAUCUCCAGGCAAUAAUCUAGAACCAAUUUCCAUAGAAAUUCCAGCCACAACCGAUGCAGAUAAUACACCAAGAAUACGUACCAGAGCCAGUAGUCGUUUGGAGAGUCCUUUGGAUAGUAGUAGUAGUGCAUCUGGUAUAGCUGGUAAUAAAAAUAGCCCCGAGGUGAUAGGAACGGCAUCUAAAACUUUGUCACGAGCCUCCGCUAAUGCUAGUCCACGUCUGGGAACGCCUACACCCAUACACAAUAACAACAACAACAAUAGCAAAAGGCGACGCCAUGAAUCCGAAUGUGGCAGCAGUAAUGAUGCCGCCGAUUUGAAUGAGAAUCAACAAAGUAAAAAAGCCCGUAUAAGCAGCGGCGGCGGCGGCGGCGGGGGCAGUGGCAUCACAAAUGAUGUACUGACCACCACAUCUGCUGAUCCCAAGAAAUUGGAAAUUGAAUCUUCCGAUUCGGAUGAACCACUCAUUGAGGUAGCUGGCAAGGUGCGUAAUUCCAAAGCUCAAGUGGAGGCAGCAGCAGAGGCAGCGGCAGAGAAACAUGUAACACGGCGUAAUGUGCAGCAACAGCAGCAACAACAACCACUGAAAACUGUCAAUACCCUAAAUCCAACCUUAACUCUCGGACCAAAGACGACAGGAAAAGGUCAACCGGGACUUGUGACAGCAAAUAGCAACCACAGCAAUGUUGUAGCUACUAGCACCACCGCCAACACCACCAACACCAACACAAGUAACCACAACAUUCUACUAACAGUGGCCUCUCCAACAACAACAACUGUAACUGCAACAACAACACCUGCAGCAACAACAACAACAACAACAACAGGUGUUGCUGCCGCUACUGUUGGCGGUGGUGGUGUGGCAACAAGUAUUGUUAUAAAUAGUAGCAAUGUUGUACAUGCAACACGUGGUGCAACUGCUGCAGCAGCCACCACGAUCAACAAUACGCCAUUUCAUGGAGCUGCCAAUGCCAAUGCCGGCACUGCCAGUUCCCCCACCGAUGAAAAAAUUGGCACCCGACGUAGUGUUAGAGCUAGCGCUGCAGCCAAUAAAUUCAUCAAUAGCCGCAGCAAUGCAGCUGCAGCGGCUGCCGAAACUAAAAAUACGCCUGGCAAAGCAGGAGGAACCUUAGGUGGAGGAACAGCAGCCGGAUCAGUUACUAUGCCAAAUAAUGCCAAUAAUGCUGGAAGUUUGGAAAGUGUUGCCGAAGCCAGACGUAAAACCCGCAGUGCAGUCAUUGGUGAAUCCAUGUUGACCGAGGGACGACGGAGAAGAACAUCGCGUGACUACAAGUGACCAGAGUUUUGCGCCUUGGCUAAAGGUUUAAAUAAUGCAAGCGAACAUUCAAUUGACGAAGAUCUAAUGGAGCUGAUGGAGCUGGAUGAUGAUGAUGAUGUACAGCAACAGGAGUUGCUUGUCAUUAGCCCCAGCAGUACCAACAUCAGCAGCAGCAACAGCAACAGUUUCCCUUUGGCCCAGGCGCAAAACGAUGUUAAUGGUGAUAAUGAUGAAAUUAAUGAUGAUAUUGCAGUGUUAGAAGAGGAGGAAGAUGUAGUGGAAGAUUUAACCGAAUUAAGCAAUCAUCAUUUUCGUCAUCAUCAUCAUUGGGGCAGAAGCAGCAGGAGCAGUAGCAGCAAUGCCACCGCAGCCGAUAUUGAAGUUGAUGGUCUGCUUAUGCCAGAAUUAGCCAAUGCCACAGCCUUGGAUUGUGACAAUUUUGUGGACUACGAUGAGUUCAAUUUGUGUCUCAAUAAUAUACUCAGCGAAGAGGAAGACGACGUUCAUGUCGUAGGCGGCGGCAACAGCAGCAGCAGCGGAGGCGGCGGCUCCGUUUUAAUCGAUGGCAAUAGCAGCAGCAAUGGCAAGUCAUCUCUCCACCACCAUCAUCAUAAUCAUCAGUCACAUUGGCGAGAUGCUGGCGAUGUGCUUAAUAUUAUGCAGCUAAACAAUGAAUUGGGCCUGAGUUUUCAGGAAUUUGCCAAUGAGACGACAACAUCAGCCGCCGAUGAGCAGCGCUCCGUAAGCAACAGUUCGCCACAGUUGGCCUAGAUUUGUGCACAUCAACGAAAUGAAUGAAUGCGAAUUUGAAUUGAUGGUAUUCUUCUCUUUUGUUUAUUACAAUUUUUGGCCAACUAAUUUUUUUUAACAGUCAGUCACCAAUUUCUUUUCCGAAUGCCAAUCAAAAACACAAAAGCCAAAUGAUAUAGUCGAUAUUGACAUUUAUUAAACAUUUUUCCUUAUUAUUUA
This is a messenger RNA of Drosophila willistoni, 7970 nucleotides long. RefSeq names its product putative mediator of RNA polymerase II transcription subunit 26 (gene Ncoa6). The coding region runs from base 96 to 7019 and encodes 2307 amino acids. NCBI's taxonomy places the organism in Eukaryota, Metazoa, Arthropoda, Insecta, Diptera, Drosophilidae. The record is from RefSeq and is a predicted model, not a curated record. The transcript is spliced from 6 exons.